AUGUUCCCCUCCUCAGCUCGUUUCCUUGCUCGCUCGAGCCCAGUCGUCACGCUCCCACCUCCCGCUCGUCCCUCAGCCGCCGUAGGUCGCCUGUCAAGAUCCAGUAGCCACCAACGUCGAUACUCAUCUUCUAAACCUCCCGUUCCCCCAAGUGACGGCUCCCGGGGCAUUGAUACCUCGUCGCAGUCUCCCACUAAGAGCGUGAGCCCGUCGAACAAAGAAGGUGCCGAGAAGCGGGAGGGGAAACCGGCGAAACGACGAGGUGGCAAAGAUAGCAGCAAUGUCUCUACUAAAUCAAAAAACAAUGAGCCCUUUCUAAACCUUCCCAGUGUUCCUUCUACACAGCAUCUUCACCCUCAUGGAAAUGCUAUCUCUCAGGGAUCUGCCAAAACUGUGGACUCUGAUCACUUCAGCAGCCCCGAUGACCUCCCAAUGGACGACCUCCGCAUUUCCAUCCAGGAUUUCGCAAAGAAGCUCCGACCAUUCAACCCCCCGCCACCGCCAGUCCCUAUGGAAAGUUUCGGAGAACAAGAUGCCACCCUAGAAGCUGAAACCACCGAAGCCGCUGAAUCUGAACUUCAAGAAGAUGUGAAGGAACAAAGCUACUCCACCCUCCUUACCAUCACCGAAUCCACUCACGGCGACGGCCGCAAGACCUACGAAGCUCACAGCUCACCGCUCGUCCGCAUUGAUAACAAAGACGCCCCUUCAUCCUCUGUUUUCGAAGGUGAAAAAGUGAUACAAGACCAGGGAGGCUUAUUUUCAAUAUCAGAGCCGGAGAUGAGCCGCCAUCGACAGCAGCAUCGCGUGCCGCAUUCAAUGGGCCGGAAAGUCUACUCCGCCAUCAGCGUCAAGAGACAGCAUAAAGCAUAA
Messenger RNA from Histoplasma mississippiense, 873 nucleotides. RefSeq lists its product with no specific name. Bases 1 to 873 code for a protein of 290 amino acids. The transcript has 3 exons. NCBI's taxonomy places the organism in Eukaryota, Fungi, Ascomycota, Eurotiomycetes, Onygenales, Ajellomycetaceae. The record is from RefSeq and is a predicted model, not a curated record.